Myotis davidii is the source of this 3136-nucleotide messenger RNA. It is a transcript of the gene SYTL2, whose product is annotated as synaptotagmin like 2. NCBI's taxonomy places the organism in Eukaryota, Metazoa, Chordata, Mammalia, Chiroptera, Vespertilionidae. The transcript is spliced from 18 exons. Bases 393 to 3098 code for a protein of 901 amino acids. Gene Ontology annotation, molecular function: neurexin family protein binding; small GTPase binding. The record is from RefSeq and is a predicted model, not a curated record. Gene Ontology annotation, cellular component: exocytic vesicle; plasma membrane. Gene Ontology annotation, biological process: intracellular protein transport; exocytosis.
CAGGUCAGUGGCGCUCAGAUGCUGGGGACGCUCUCGAGCUGGUGACAAGUACUGGAGGAGAAUUAACUGGUCCAGAGAAGGGGCGUGAGGGGAAAUGCCGCUGUAGGACCCCGUGACCUGCCUGGCAAGGAAUGCAGCUUCCUACUGAGAGCCUCUUCUCCACGUCGCCCCACAGGCCGCUCCUGCCUCCCUGGAAGGGGCACUUAGGAUUUUGCAAUUGGCCACCUAAAACUUUUGCUGAGCCAAAGCAGGACAUUUGCUGCAGAACUGAGCAAGAUAUCAUUGCAUGUUGCUUUUGCAUCUUUUAGUCAUCCGGGCUCCGGUCAGAGUUGUUUAGCUUGGAGAAUCUGAAGCUGGAUUUUUAACUGUUGUUUUUGCACACGCCUUUCAAAAUGAUCGACUUAAGCUUCCUGACAGAGGAGGAGCAGGAGACCAUCAUGAAGGUCCUGCAGCGGGAUGCAGCCCUGAAGAGGGUUGAAGAUGAGAGAGUCAGGCAUUUGCCUGAAAAAGUUAAGGAUGACCAGCAGCUGAAGAACAUGAGUGGCCAAUGGUUUUAUGAAGCCAAGGCCAAGAGGCACAGAGACAAAAUCCAUGGCACCGAUAUCAUCAGAGCAUCCAUGAGGAAGAAGAGGCUCCAGGUAGCAGCUGAGCAGAAUAAGGACAGAGAAAACAGGGCAAAGGAAAGCUGGGUGAAUAAUGUCAACAAAGAUGCUUUCCUUCCCCCAGAGCUAGCCGGUGUGGUGGAAGAGCCAGAAGAAGAUGUAGGACCAGCAAGCCCAAGUCCCAGCGUGGCAGAUCCAGCUUCCACCAUGAUUGAUACGUCCCAGGAAAACUCCAGGAACUCCGCUGCCUCUUCAGCUAAGCAAAGGAAGAAUCCAUUUAAUAGCUCCAAGUUGCCAGAAGAUCACUUAUCUCAACAAACCAAAAACGAGCAGUCGAGAAAUGGAAGGACUGGUUUCUUUCAGACUUCAAAAGAGGGUGAAUUAUCAGAGUCCAAAGAAAAGUCAUCUAUCCUGGAUAUUUCAAGCCAAAAGUUAGAGAAACCAAAGCAGACUUUUCCAGGCCCUGAGAGUGGAUCCCACAUCAAACCCCCAAUCCCUAAAGCCAGGAAAAUGAUCAACAAAUCGCAUGAUCUAAAGCAGGAUGAUAACCAGUCCUUUCCUGGACAAAGGACAGACUCCCUGAAGGCCAGAGGGCCUCCGAGAGGGAUCCUGAAGCGCAACUCCAGCUCCAGCAGCACGGACUCAGACACUGUUCGUUUCCACCAGGGCUUUGAACCCAAAAGCAAGAUUGGGUCACCGGGCCUAACCAUCCACGAGAGGAUCUCUGAGAAGGAGCAUUCUUUAGAAGACGAGUCCUCCUCCAGCGCACAGGAGCCACUGAAGCAAGUGAGGUUCUCUGCGGUAAAGGAGGAGCUCCCACCGAGUCCUGGGCUCAUCCAAGGCCGGGAAGUGGGAGAGUUCAGUGUUUUAGAAUCCAACAGGUUGAAGAAUGGAACAGAAGAUGCCAGGGACCAGGAUGAGUUCUGGAAGGACCCUACGCCCUCACAGUACAGAGAGCCUUUGCCUUUACCUCGAUCAGCCUCAAGCCCAAGUGCAUUGAAACACGAAACACAUCAGCCAAAGACUUCUGGUCCUUUUCCCAGUAACGGGCAGCCUUCUCCCUCGGAAGUUUUACCUGCAAGACCACAGUCCAGUGAGAAUUCACCCACCAUCAGUGAACACAAAGCUAAAUCGUCAGAAUUAUCAAGGCUUGAAUCGGAAUUGUACAAAAGCCCUGCUGAUGAACGGUCUCAUGUUGAGCCUGAGCCUUCUCAGGUGCCAGAUCGCAGCUCUAGAGACCAUCAGCAAGGUUCAGAGGAAGAACCCAGUCCUGUUUUGAAAACUUUGGAAAGGAGUGCUGCUAGGAAAAUGCCUUCCAAAAGUCUAGAAGACAUUUCAUCAGAUUCAUCAAAUCAAGCAAAAAUAGAUAAUCUGCCAGAAGAAUUAGUGCGUAGUGCUGACGAUGAUCAAAAAGCAGAUCAGGAACCAGAUACAAAUGAUCGCAUACCAGGAAUUUCCACAGUGCCUUCACAACCUGAUAAUCUGUUUUCCCACCCCGACAAACUCAAAAGGAUGAGCAAGUCUGUUCCAGCAUUUCUCCAAGAUGAGAGCGAUGACAGAGAAACAGAUACAGCAUCAGAAAGCAGUUACCACUUCAGCAGACACAAGAAGAGCCCAAGCUCUCUAACCAAUCUUAGCAGCUCCUCUGGCAUGACGUCCCUGUCUUCUGUGAGCGGCAGUGUGAUGAGCGUUUACAGUGGGGACUUCGGCAAUCUGGAGGUGAAAGGAAGUAUCCAGUUCGCAGUUGACUAUGUGGACUCUUUGAAGGAGCUGCAUAUCUUUGUGGCCCAGUGUAAAGACUUGGCCGCCGCAGACAUUAGAAAACAACGUUCAGACCCAUAUGUAAAGACUUACCUGUUACCAGACAAGGGCAAAAUGGGCAAGAAGAAAACCCUUGUCGUGAAGAAAACUUUGAAUCCUGUGUAUAAUGAGAUACUGCGGUAUAAAAUCGAAAAGCAAAUCUUAAAGACACAGAAGCUGAACCUGUCUGUAUGGCAUCGGGAUACAUUUAAACGCAAUAGUUUUCUUGGGGAAGUGGAACUUGAUUUGGAAACUUGGGACUGGGACAACAAACAGAAUAAACAAUUGAAGUGGUACCCUCUGAAGCGGAAGACAGCACCAGUUGCCCUUGAAGCAGAAAACAGAGGUAAAAUGAAAUUAGCUCUCCAGUACGUCCCAGAGCCAAUUCCUGGUAUGCCAUCUUGCGGUGACAUAUGGGUGAAGGAAUGCCUUGAUCUACCAAUGCUAAGGGGCAGCCAUCUAAAUUCUUUUGUAAAAUGCAUCAUCCUGCCAGAUACAAGCCGGAAAAGUCGCCAGAGGACAAGAGCUGUGGGGAAGACCACCAACCCUGUCUUCAACCACACCAUGGUGUACGAUGGGUUCAGGCCUGAAGAUCUGACGGAAGCCUGCGUAGAGCUUACCGUCUGGGACCAUUACAAAUUAACCAACCAGUUUUUGGGAGGUCUUCGGAUCGGCUUUGGAACCGGUAAUAUUUGAUACUUUUUUAAAUCUCCUGUGAGCCAAAUGCUUCUGGA